Molecule: messenger RNA, 1014 nt
Organism: Hyposmocoma kahamanoa
Lineage: Eukaryota; Metazoa; Arthropoda; Insecta; Lepidoptera; Cosmopterigidae
Product: transcription factor CP2-like protein 1
Exons: 9
Biological process (GO): regulation of transcription by RNA polymerase II
Cellular component (GO): nucleus
Molecular function (GO): DNA-binding transcription activator activity, RNA polymerase II-specific; RNA polymerase II cis-regulatory region sequence-specific DNA binding
Source: RefSeq, a predicted model, not a curated record
AAACUAGGUGAGCAGCAUGCUGGUGGACAGCAACCGCGAGGGUAUGGAAGAAGGGUGCCAACCAUCCCCUCCUCACAGCGCUGCUAUGAUGACACAGCACUCGGGCAGCUCUGAAAGCAUGCAGUGCCAGCCUAUAGUAUCAGCUGUUAUGCCGGUCAGUGGUUACCACUCGCCUACCGGACUUGAGAAUAAAAACGCAGGUCUCCUAAUGUGUUCGCCAGCAAGUACCCUGGAUGGUUUCCUGCACUCUCCUAUACAACAUCAUAUGCAACGCGUUGAUUCCAGUUUCAAAGAUGAUACAAGCUACGACGCUACUUACCUCGAAUACAUUGGUAGAUUCCAAUACGUGCUGGCGGCUGCGACCUCCAUCGCCACGAAGCAGAACGAAGAGAGCCUUACCUAUCUCAACCAGGGACAACCUUACGAGGUCAAGCUGAAGAAACUUGGCGAUCUUUCGCAUUAUAAAGGGAAAAUUUUGAAGAGUGUGAUCAAAAUCUGUUUCCACGAGCGCCGGUUGCAGUUCAUGGAGCGUGAACAGAUCGCGCAGUGGCACGCAGAACGUCCCGGUGAACGAAUCAUAGAGGUGGAUGUUCCCCUCUCCUACGGCCUAAUAAGAGUCGAACAACCAGCCUGUCUGAACGCUUUACACGUGUACUGGGACCCUACCAAAGAUGUCGGGGUAUACAUCAAGCUCAAUUGCAUAUCGACUGAGUUCACUGCAAAGAAGCAUGGCGGCGAGAAGGGAGUGCCCUUCCGCAUCCAAGUGGAGACAUACCUCACAGGGGAUGAAGAACGACUUCACGCAGCCGCUUGCCAAAUUAAGGUUUUCAAGUUAAAAGGCGCAGACCGCAAGCACAAGCAGGAUCGCGAGAAGGUAAUGCGUCGUCCACGAGCAGACUUGGACAAGUAUCAACCAGGGUGUGAAGCCACGGUGCUUACUACAUUACCAAACGACGCGUUGCUGCCACCGCCGUCUCUGGUCACCACUUCACCGCCAUAUUCAUCUGAAAUGUG